AUGGAAAAGCUUGUGCAUUUUCCAUAUGAAGUAUUGGAAAUGAUUUUCCAACAGAUAAAUCAUCAUAUGGUAAUAGCAUUAAUGCCAUUACAUUCUAAAUUCAAUGAAAUCGGUCAAAAAAAAUUAUACAAAAAUAUUCAUAUUUACCUCAAACAUAAUGUAAUGAAACUUGCCUAUACUAAAGCAGGUGAACCAAGAUACAAACAAGAAAAUAGGUGGAGAUUUCAUAAAGAUAUUUUGAAUGACUUUACUAAAAAGUUCACUGUGAUUUCAUCUUGUAGUUUUUAUGACAAUAUUAAUAAGAAUAAAAUGAAUAGAUACCAACAUAUUGAACAUCUUAGUAUUGAAAAUGUUAAUCCUUUAUAUUAUGUAUCACACUUGAAGUUUGAUAAUAAAAGAGAAGUUCCUACAUUUUUAAGAAAAAUAUUUAGAUAUUUCAAAAAUCUAGAUUAUGUUAGUUUUGCACUAUCUAAUAAUCAACUUAAUAGAGCAAACAAAGACAAAACAGAUGACGGAUUAAAAGGUAAAACUUUUAAAAUUCCUCGUCAACGUCCCGACUUUUAUGAUCACGUAUUGUUUUUAGAGGAAAAAAACCAAAGUUCAUAUGAAUUUUUGUACAAUAAUCUUAAAAGUUUAAAGUUCAAAUUUGAACCACCCAAUAACCAUGUAAAAGAAUUUAAUCCCCUUGAACUUUCUAAAAGCAUUGACUUAUUUAAUAAAAUCAAUUUAUUUAAAAAACUUGAAGAGUUACAUCUUAUAUUUGAACUAUUUAUUAAUUUAAUGGAUCCAUUAUUACUUGAAAGAUUGAAUAAAAUUAACUGCAGAUUAAAAAAGCUUGAUUUAUUGUUUUGGGGUAAACACAUAUUCCAAGGAGAUGAUUACUGGGAUUACUACUACUACCACCUACGUCCGAAACCAAAACCUAGAAAAUGGUUGUUUACUUUGGAUAAAUUUUUUGAUACAAAGGAGAUUAAUACUUUGUCAUUAAAUUAUCAUAGCGAAUCAAAUAUUGAAGAAACAUUUUACCUUCAAAAAUUUAGGUUCGAAGAAAUGUUAAGCAAUGCCAGUUUACCAAAAUUGAGAAAUUUAGUUUUAUCUUCUCGACUUUUAGAUUUGAAGUCAAUUGAUGUAUCAAAGUUACAUAAAUUGAUCAUAUGUACAAAAAGUGCUGAUGAUGGGUAUGCCACUAGAAUUGCCAAACUUUAUCUCAUAAAUCCAAGUUUGAGGUUAUCUUGGUGGCCAACAUUUAAUAUUUGGUAUGAUCGAGAGAUAUUUUUCAAAACCGAUAAUUUACAAAUAUUCACACCUGACUAUUUUCAAGUUAUAUCUUGUCAAUGGCCAUCAUAUUUUUUCGAAAGUGAUAUAAUUUCAAUUACUAAAAAACAUAAUCGGAAUUCUCGUAAAUCAAAGGACAAAAAUCCAAAGAAACUAAAUAUAACCUUAAAACAUGAUUAUUCAGUUAAAGAACAACGCGGUAUGGACAUGUUGGCUUUUAAAUUUAAAGACAAACCGGUUUUAAAAUAA
Lodderomyces pseudojiufengensis is the source of this 1524-nucleotide messenger RNA. RefSeq lists its product as uncharacterized. The coding region runs from base 1 to 1524 and encodes 507 amino acids. The transcript has a single exon. Lineage: Eukaryota; Fungi; Ascomycota; Pichiomycetes; Serinales; Debaryomycetaceae. The record is from RefSeq and is a predicted model, not a curated record.